Messenger RNA from Dryobates pubescens (Downy woodpecker), 3643 nucleotides. RefSeq names its product exonuclease 3'-5' domain containing 2 (gene EXD2). Gene Ontology annotation, biological process: nucleobase-containing compound metabolic process. Gene Ontology annotation, molecular function: nucleic acid binding; 3'-5' exonuclease activity. Lineage: Eukaryota; Metazoa; Chordata; Aves; Piciformes; Picidae. The transcript has 9 exons. Bases 211 to 2067 code for a protein of 618 amino acids. Gene Ontology annotation, cellular component: cytoplasm; nucleus. The record is from RefSeq and is a predicted model, not a curated record.
GCUUGCAGCUGCCGUACAAUAUGGCAGCGCCCACCGGCGGGAAGAGGAAGCGUCCGCCACUCAUAAGCCUCCCGGUGUCCGCGGCGACUACUCUGUGGGGGGUUCCUGCUGCCGGGGACAACCGUUCCGUGGAGAGGCAGGUAGCGGGCAAGCAGGCCAUGAUAAGACCCUACAGUUCCGUUUUGAGGGGGGAAAAGGGAGAUUAAAAAAAUGCCCAAGCAAACAGCAGUGACAAUUACUUUGGCGACCCUGCUGGGUAUUGCACUGGGGGGUCUGGUUUUGUGGAAAGCUGCCCAGCGUCGUAAAGGAAAAGCAGGCUGUACUAGUCAGCGAGAGGAAGCAGUUGUAAACUUGGGAGAUGAGAAACUGGUAAACGCAGAGGAUAAGGAGGUGCUUUCCUUCUUCAGAUCUCCCACCUUUUCCUGGGUAGAGAGGACCCUUGGUGCAGACAUAGUGGUAGUUUCAGAGCAGGAGGAGUGGGAUCGUGUAGAACCUUUGCUGAAGAAGGAGCUGAAGAAGUGGCCAGUGCUGGGAAUUGACUGCGAGUGGGUAUCAGUGGAAGGAAAACCAAAUCCUGUAUCCCUCCUACAGAUGGCUUCUUCCAGUGGCUUCUGCAUUCUUGUUAGGUUGCCCAGGCUUGUUGCCAGUGGACAGACUAUGCCAAAGACCCUGUUGGACGUCAUGGCAGACAGCACUGUGUUGAAAGUUGGGGUAGGAUGCUGGGAAGAUGCUUGCAAAUUACUUCAUGAUUACGGUCUUCCAGUCAAAGGGAGCAUGGAUCUCCGGUAUUUAGCCAUGAGACAGCGGAAGGAUCUACUUGACAGCUGCCUUAGCCUUAAGUCUUUAGCUGAAAAAGUCCUGAACUGCUCACUUGACAAAUCUCCUCAUGUGCGGUGCAGCAACUGGGAGGCAGAAGAACUGGCACAAGAUCAGGUUCUCUACGCUGCUAGGGAUGCCCAGGUCUCAGUGGCUCUGUUCCUCCAUUUGUUGGGAUUUGCCAGCCUCCCUGACAGUGAAAACUCUGUUACUGCUUGGGAAAAAGCGCUGGGCAAAUGCCGGGGCCUGGUGGAUAUCCCCUUUAGAGGACGAAGGAGCGGCAGCACAGGAGAGGAGAAGAGUGGAGAGGGACGGUCCCCUCAGAAAACAAAGAGUCGGAAAUCUUGGCUGAAUGGCCAUCCCUCUGGCAGCCAGCAAGUGAGAGACCCACGGAGGCAGAAGCGGAAGCCUCUGGGCGUGGGAUAUUCUGCACGAAAGUCUCCGCUGUAUGACAACUGCUUCCUGCAUGCACCAGAUGGACAGCCCCUGUGCACUUGUGAUCACAAGAAGGCUCAGUGGUAUCUGGACAAGGGGAUUGGAGAGCUGGUUAGCACCGACCCGUUUGUUGUCAAGCUGCGGUUCGAGCCUUCAGGACGCCCUGAGUCUCAAGUUGAUUAUUAUCUGACAGUCAAAGAGAACUUGUGUGUGGUGUGUGGCAAGCGAGAGUCCUAUAUCCGGAAGAACAUUGUUCCUCAUGAAUACCGGAAGCACUUCCCUGUCCAGAUGAAGGACCAUAACUCCCACGAUGUGCUCCUACUCUGCACAUCCUGCCAUGCCAUCUCCAAUUACUAUGACAACCUGCUCAAGCAGCAGCUGGCCGAGGAGUUCAGUGCCCCCAUUGGCUCUGAGGAAGGCGUGCGUCUGCUGGAGGACCCUCUGCGCAGGCAAGUGCGCUCAGGUGCCCGAGCCUUGCUGAAUGCAGACAGCCUGCCUGAGCCCCGGAGGACAGAACUUCUGCAGUGCAUCAAGGAGUUCUUCAACACAGAAGCAGUCACCCCAGAGAUGCUCCAGGAAGCAGCUGGUCUGGAAACCAGGAUCUUCAAUGAGAGCUACAUGCCACACGGACUGAAGGUGGUGCAGUGUUUUGCCAAAGGAGGCCUGCGCUCCCUCAUGCAGUUGGAGAGACGCUGGCGGCAGCAUUUCUUGGACAGCAUGCAGCCCAAGCACCUCCCGGAGCAGUGGUCCGUGGAUCACAACCACAUGAAGCUGAUCCGAAAGUACGGGGAGGAUCUUCAGGUCAAGCUGUCAUGAAGCUAACUUCCUGGACUCUAGACAGUGUCUACUGGACAUAUGUAACUGAAGAUGGAAGGACUGUUUAUUUCUGUCUCUACUAACAUCUGGGCCUGGCUUUGCCAACAGGCAGCAGUACAACUGCCAGAUGUGGCAUUUACAGACUCCAGUCUGCUGGCUUGAAUUUUCAGGUGGUUUGGAGCUUUUAGUCCUGGUCUGUCACUAACUAGCUCAGUGUGAGGGUGAUAUGCUAGGGGAGCUCAUCUUCUUAAAGUGACUGUGGAGAGUUAUUUUCUAACCCUUAGGACGUCUGAUGUCUCCAGAGCAUCUCUCUUAACACAGCACAAUAAAUGAACAUUUCCAGGUGUCUGACAGGUAUGUCUGCACCCUUGGCUACACCUUGAGAGUCUCCUGAUAAAAGUUCUUCUUUGCUUUCAGUGCAGCUGUGCUCAUAGGAGUUCUCAGAGAAUACUCCCUACCAGGGAGAGAUUCCUUGUUUGGAAGUGGCAAAGAAACCUUGCUACUUCCUUUUUCCCUUUUUCUUUUUGACUCCAGAUAGAUCUCAGUCAGAGUCUCCUGCUAACAGAUGCCUGAUGAGCAGCAAAACUCUUUGACUCUGGCAGUAUGGAAGCACCCAUGACAAGUCUUUUCUUAAACAGCUUCCAGUAACACACAGUCUAUAAAAAAAUGUUCUUUUCCAAUUUCACUUGUUUAUGCUGAAUAGCUCUUGGCAGGUACCUGUUCAUGUCAGACUGACUUCCUGGUAUCACAGAAUUGUUUUGGUUGGAAAAUGAGGUCAGGUGUCUUAAAAGGGAUUAGAAUUAGAAUUAAGCAGGUUGGAAGAGACCUUGGAGAUCAUCAAUGAGAGGAAGCAAAUUUCUUUUGAAGACCAGCAUCUUUUAAGAGGUCAGACCACGUGUGGCAGAAAACUCAAAGCUUCACAGAUUUCACAGAUUGCAGCAGCUUGGAAGGGACCCUCAAAGGGCAUCCUGUCCAACCCCCCUGCAGUGAGCAGGGACACCUCCAACUAGAUCACGCUGCCCACAGCCAUAUCAAGUCUGAUCUUGAAUGUCUUCAGGGACAGGACCUCAACCUCAUCCCUGGGAAACUUGUUCCAGUAUUUUACCACUCUCAUUGUAAAGAACUUCCUCCUUAUGUUCAACUUAAAUAUUCCUGCUCCAGUUUAAAUCCAUUGCCCUUUAUCUUACCACUAUAAGCUUUUCUAAACAGUCCUUCCCCAGCCCUCCUGUAGGACCCCUCCAGAUAUUAAAAUGUAGCUAUAAGGUCUCCCCAGAGCCUUCUCCUCUCCAGGCUGAACAGCCCCAGUUCUCUCAGCCUGUCUCAUAGGAGUGGUGCUCCAGCCCUCUGAUCAUCUUUGUGGCCCUCCUCUGGAUGUGCUCCAGCAGGUCCAUGUCUCUCUUCUGUUUGGGGCCCCAGAGCUGCACACAGUAUCACAGUAUAACUAAAGUUGGAAGAGACCCCAAGGAUCAUCGAGUCCAACCUGUCUCCACAGACCUCAUGACUAGACCAUGGCACCAAGUGCCACGUCCAAUCUCCUCUUGAACACCUCCAGGGACGGUGACUCCACCACCGCCCU